Messenger RNA from Trematomus bernacchii (emerald rockcod), 798 nucleotides. RefSeq lists its product as uncharacterized. NCBI's taxonomy places the organism in Eukaryota, Metazoa, Chordata, Actinopteri, Perciformes, Nototheniidae. Bases 67 to 798 code for a protein of 243 amino acids. The record is from RefSeq and is a predicted model, not a curated record. The transcript is spliced from 2 exons.
AGGCGAGUGCCAAGCACUUCCAGGCGUUCCUGGUCGAUGGACUGGUCGAUGGACUGGUGAGGUGGAAUGAGGACCGUGCAGCGGCAGCUGCGGGAGAGGUGGAGCCUCUGCACUCCUACAGUGGCCACCUCAAGCACGUCCUUAACCAGAAGAGCCAAAGGGUGCUUGGCCGUCAGCUGGUUAAGGACUUCACCAAGCCUGUCGAGUACACAGGGGAGCUCAUCGGGGUGGAGUUCCUGUACAGGCAGACAGGCAAAGUGCUUGAGGACGUCAGCUUGGACCCCGACAUUCCGGACGAGGCUGCUGCCAUCCAGUCGCUGGAGGAGGUGGACGAGGGUAUCGAGGAAGACGUGGAGGACCCGACCGUCUUCCAGCCAGAUACCCCGACCGUCUUCCAGCCAGAUACCCCCUCCACCGGCACAGCAGCCCGGUCGAGUGAUCCGUCUGACUCACCCAGGUGUGUCCCUCUCAUGGCUGCCCCUCCUCCUCCCCCCCCUCCUCCUCCUCCUCUUCGAUUACUGCUCCCGGCUGGCCCUCUCACGGCUGCCCCUGCUGCUCAGCCUCCUCCUCUUCGUGUGCCCAGGACAACGGCCUACAGGAAGAGGAAGGCGGCGGAGGCUGAUGCUGCAAGGGGUGGGCCGUCGCCCUGGAGCAAAGCCCGCCAGCAGACAGGUCAAUACACCUGCAGCAAGUGUGGCCAGGCCAAGAGGAUCGACACUGGCCACACUCGCAUUGCAGGUGUGUCUCACUGCGCGGCUGCCGGUGGGAGAACUGUGGAGUAAUGGCGGGUGGAGAUGA